This is a messenger RNA of Musca domestica (house fly), 13003 nucleotides long. RefSeq names its product protein phosphatase 1 regulatory subunit 12B-like. The transcript is spliced from 6 exons. Lineage: Eukaryota; Metazoa; Arthropoda; Insecta; Diptera; Muscidae. The record is from RefSeq and is a predicted model, not a curated record. Gene Ontology annotation, biological process: protein localization to ciliary inversin compartment. Gene Ontology annotation, cellular component: ciliary inversin compartment. The coding region runs from base 187 to 4161 and encodes 1324 amino acids. Gene Ontology annotation, molecular function: protein binding.
CGGAUACGUCUGCGUGACAGUCACUAUAAAAACGCUCUGCAUUAUUGUGCUGCUCAGAGUGUGGCGAGAACAGGCGAUCUCGUGGCUGCCGCCAGUAUUGCCGUCGCAGCUCCAGAACUGCUGGAGUCUGCCGACGAAGAUGGCUUUACACCGCUGCACUUGGCUGUUAUUCAGGGCAACUUGGCAAUGGUCAAUUUGCUUCUAGCGAACAAAGCCGAUGUGAAUGCGGUGGAUAAAGAAGGGCACUCGGUGGUGCAUUGGGCAACAGUCUGUGGUGAGGUGGCAGCCUUAAGGGCUGUCUUGGCUGCGGGCGCCAAUGUGACAACACCGGACAUUAAUGGUGGCUCUCCGCUACAUUAUGCCGCCCAGAUGUGUGGAGCCACUUAUGAGGGUAAAUUGAGUCAAGCUAGUUCCCAUAAAUUGGCCUUGGAAAUUUUGGGUAUUCUCUUGGCUCAUCCGCAGUGCAGUGUGGAUGUGGAGGACAAAGAUGGACGUCAGCCGUUGUUGUGGGCUGCCUCUGCUGGUUCGGCCAAAGCCAUUUUGGCUUUGGUUAAGGCGGGAGCAAGGGUUGAAACAGCCGAUAAGGAUGGCUUAACGGCCCUACAUUGUGCUGCCUCUCGGGGUCAUACGGAGUGUAUUGAUACGCUCAUCAGUCUCUGUGGAGCUCCCACGGAUCUCAUCGAUUCCAAUGGUUGUACAGCCUUACAUUAUGCUGUCACCUUGGGCCAUGCAGAUGCCACAUCACGUCUGCUGGACUUUGAAGCUGAUCCCAAUCGCCAAGAUCGUAAGGGUCGCACACCAGCCCAUUGUGGUUGUGCCAAAGGACAAUUCGAGACAGUGAAGCUUCUAAAGGAAAGAAAUGCCAAUUUGUGGUUGCGUAAUGCCAAGGGCGAUCUUCCGUUGCAUGAAGCUGCUGCCUCGGGGCGUCGAGAAUUGGUUGAAUGGUUGUUGGAACAAAGACCCAAGCAGGUGAAUACCACCAGCAAUGAUGGGCGAAGUUUGCUGCACAUAGCGGCAUAUAAUGAUUACACAGAUAUGUGUAAGCUGUUAAUUGACUAUGGAGCUGAUAUCAAUGCUGUAUAUCGGAAUUCCAAGGGCAUAGUCAUCACACCUUUAGAUUGUUCGCUCCAAAAGGGUCACAGAUCGACAGCAAAGUUUCUACAGUCCCAUGGCUGUUUGCCGGCUGGAAAACUUAAAUUGGCUGCCCGACGUCCAAAUCCAUUUACUCAACCUCCCAUGGAGGCCGUAAAGCCUUUGCAGUAUGUAGAAAAGGAAGAGAUACACGACCUUAGUAACUCCAAGAAAUAUGUUGUGUACUUGAAACGUUCCGAAUCGGAUGGAGCCGAGGAUGGUAACUGCAGUUGUUCGGAACAAACCUAUCGUCGGGAACAGCGUUAUGCCCACAUUUGUCAUAGGCAUCGUAAAGGCAAAGGACGCCACUUGAGAAGGCGCACAAGCAGUUGUGGGGAUCCCAAGGAGUCCGAUCACGAAUGUAGUGGAAUGUGUCGCUCCAAGAGUAAUAUUGAGAUUCGGCGUCGGAAAUCACGAGAACGUUAUCUUAGCUCAAGCGAGUGGGAGGAUGACGAAGAUGACAGUGAUUCCUGUGAAAAUUGUUGUUAUCAUAAGCGGCAAAAGCAACGGGUUUUACACAAGAAACGCUCCAUAUCAAACAAGCGUUCGAAGGAUGCUAUCGAUUCAGAUGGAAAACAUGAGGGUGGGGGUAUAGAGGAGGCACAAGCAAAAGCUGCCCAAAAGUCAGGAGAUCUGGAGGUACGGGAGAGUGAUCAAAGUCCUGAAGCCCUGAUAGUACCUGAGGAUGCAGCUAAGCAAAAUACAGCUGAAGCACGUGGCAAGGGAGAGGAACAGCCAGAGUCCACUGAACAAGUUUUAAGUCGUUCGGCCUCACCAACAAAACCUUCAGUUCCCUCAACUCCCACCACAGCAGUCAAGGAGGGUACUUUUAUUAAAACUCCGCCGGCACCGGAGGAAGAAGCUGAUACAUCUGCUCUCAUCUCUGGGGCAGAAUUUACCGAUGAUGAUGAAAAUGCCUCCAAAAGUAUUGUUACCGAAGUUCAAGUCCAUCACCCAGCAGAGGAUGAAGGAAAUAUUAGUGAAAAGCCAGAGGGAGUAGCUGUCGAUGCUCAAGAAAAGGAAGAAUCAACUGAAAAGGUUCCUUUGGAAGAAGAAGUAGCCAAGCAAGUUGAGGAAAUUGUGGAUACUGCCACCGCCAUAGCUGAAACUGCCACAGCACCUCCUUUGGCCCCUGAAACAUCUACGGAUGCUGAGGAUCAACAAAAGGCAAUGGAUGAAAAGGCUACUGAAGCGGAGGAAUCCCAACCCCAAGAACAAAAAGAUGGAACUACAGGCCAAACAGAUCGCGUUCAACCUCAAGAAACUUCAGAAGACCUUGGAAAGCCUUCCAAGGAAAACAUGGAAACAAAUCUAGAAACUCCUGUGCAAGCCAAUCAAACUUCAGCUUCACCUCUUCCACAAACUUCCGAAGCCCAUGAAAUUCACGAUAUUCCACCACAGCCAGAACAACCAAACCAAGAAGAAGAAAAAGAGACCCACACAGAAGCCGCAGCUGACAAACCAAGUGAAACAACAGCUUCCAACCCCCAAACUACCUCAAAUGAUUUACCACCACAAUCCAAUGCGGCCAAUGCUGAAGAAGCUCACAAGAUCUCCUCAAAACAAAAAACAAAUGAAGAAGAACGGGACGACGAAGACCUCGAUGAACGCCCCCAUCCAGUCAGGGAACAAGAAUCAAGACGUUCAUUUACCUUACUUCCAUCCGACUCAGCUGAAGAUGAACCAGCCAUGGAAGUACAAAAAGAGGCACUGAGACGUAAAUCUAGCUUCCAGGUUUUAAAAAGUGAUGAUUCCGUUAUUGAGGUAGAUGAUUCCAAUUCUGCACGCGACGAAGUGGAAAUGAGUGAUUCCACAGUUUUCAAGGUUCUCACCAGUCCCCAAACACAACUCUUCGAGGCAGAUUCGAAUCGUUCCGAAGAGGUGACCCUACAAGAUGAUGAACACGAAGAUGAAGACGAAACGCAGACUCAAAAACGUUUUCGCCCGCAAGAUGAGCCCAUCUCACCAUACGACUAUGCCACAGGACGCAAACGACGCCUCAAGAAACGUGUCAAAAGUGGUACGAAAUCACGUAGCAAUUGGCAACGCACCGAAGCAGAAGCUGCUGAAAUGCAACAAAACACAAGAGAUCAAGAUUCAGGAUUUGAGCCCAGUCCUCGCACGUUGAAAACCAAAAUACCCACACCACGCAACAUUUACACGGCUCAUUUGCCACGUCGUCCAUUGUACACCACCCUGGAUGGACGUUCGUGCAGUAGCCGUUUGGAAAAUCGUAAAGCCGGUGACAAAGGUGCUUGUGAUAUGACAGCCGUUACGAGAUCUAUACAAAGAAACAUCCGAAGGUAUUACAUGGAGCGUAAGAUCUUCCAGCAUCUGCUCGAAUUGAAAUCACUGCAAAUACGUUCGAAUAAACUUAACGAAGCGGUUUUGGUAAAACGCGCUGUUGACGAUUAUCACAAAUCGUGUGCAGCCUUGGGCGGCGAGACAGGCACCCGGCUGCGACGCUACAAUUUCAGUGAAUACACCUUUAAGAAUUUCGAAUUGUUCCUGUAUGAAACACUGAAGGCGCUACAAAAACCGGGAACAUACAAUUUCCAAAAUAUAAAUGAAGUUUAUGACGAGGCGGAACGUCGCUUAAGUCCUGAUUAUAAUUCAUAUGAGAAGGCAUUACAGUGCACAACCCGAACUCAUCGAUGUCUUCAUGCUGCCCACGCCUACACGGGCAUACCAUGUGCCGCAUACAUUCCCAUGAUGAAUCAUCACACCAUGCCGAAAUUUGGAUUUGGCCCAUAUAAAAAGACUGGCGUGGGAAGUUUUUAUUUGCCGAAAAUUCUCACUACCGGCACCGGGUGUGGCGGUAAAGUGUCAUUAGAAUUGUCACAUGGAAAGAGUAAACAGCUAAUAUCACUGCCAUCCGAUAAAUUGGAUUCAAAUAAACGAUAUUUUGUAACAUUUACGGUAAAGGAAACGGAGAAGGCAGCCGCGUCGGCGGCAGCGGGUGUUGGGGCCGGAAAUUGUGAAGGCAAAAAUACUGCUGAUGGCUGUAGCGGAGAUGUUGCUGGAAAAUAAUGUAGAUAGUUUCUUGAUUAAAGCGCACUUACUUACACCUACACUCCGACUAAGAAAAGAAGAAGAAGAAGAGCGGCUUUGGGUUGGCCCCUUAAUGGUGUCAUGCGGAUUGUGGUGUGUUGUUGCUUGUAAAUGCCUAAUUGAAGACAAAUUGUGUUAAUUGUAAUCGCCUGACUUCCUUUGUGAAAUACUCUUCCUGUUAUUUUGACUUGUUCUUCUGCAUCUUCGUCGUCGUUGCUGUCGUAGUCUUUGUUCCAGCAAUAAGGAUUUAUAUAACUGCAAACAAGAAUAUUCGUCGUAUUAAGAUAAGCUUUCCGGCAUCGACAUUUCUUUCUGUUCCUUCUCGCUGCCAGUGCUGGCACUGCCACCAUCCACCACCACCAACAUCAGCUUGAAUGACAACAAUGGCAUUAUCUUUCAUUUGAUGCGUUCCUAAUGCAUCCGGAUGAUAAAGCUCAGUUUUUCGUUAAAUUAAGUUGCAAGGAGUCGUUGUCGUACAUGCAACGUUGUGCAUGGCUGCAUGACGAACAAAAGCCGAUGGGAGAGAUAGAGAACAUGUUUGUUGGUCGACAACGACCGACUACUGAUGGUGCAGCCCAUUCAUUACCACUUUUGUUUGUUUGCUUGCUUGUUGUUCCAUUUGGCUUUAGGAUUCCAGGCAGCUGCUGUGGUUUUCUCUUCUCGGGAGUUGAAGCUGAAGUUGCUUCUCCUGCUUCGUCUUUAGCCAGUAGUAGCAGCAGUAGCUCCCUUUUGCCAGUAAUCCAUGUUUCUGGCAAAGAUGUCAUUGUUAUUGCUUGUAAAUUCUUUGGCAACAGAUAAGCGCUGUGUUAUUAACGCUUCUUGUACAACAGCGAGACGUAUUCAUGUCAGGCACUCUUGCAUGCUUUCGGUUGAGCACAACGAAGGAAGAGACGCUGGGGUGAGGGUAGACACUGACAAAAAGAAGGAAAUGAAAAUACUUAAAUUCUUUAGCAUUAUUCAAAGAACAACAGAGCGGCAAAUAAACCGAAACGCCAUGGGUGAAAUAAGAUGGCACAGUGAUUGAAGUGGCAUCGAUUCAUCGAGGCAAUAGAAUAUAUAAUCUCUAUUCAGCAUAUCUGUAAAAGCUUUUCCAUAGAAAAUCUUCUAUUCAUCCUGGCUGAAAAAGGUUUUUCAUAGGAAAAAUGUAUAUUCAGCUUAGGUGAAUAAAGGUUUCCAUCGAAAAACUUCUAUUCAGCCUGGCUGAAUAAGGUUUUCAAUCGGAAAACUUUUAUUCAGUCUGGCUAAACAAUGUUUUCAAUAGGAAAAUCUCUAUACAGCUUGGCUGAAUAAGGAAAAUAUAUAGGAAAGUUUCUAUUAAGCCUGGAUGAAUAAGGUUUUCAGUAGAAAAAUUAACCAAAAUGGCAUUGAUUCAUCCUGGCAAUAUAAUACAUAACCUCUAUUCAGCCUAUCUGUAUAAGCUUUCCAUAGGAAAAUGUCAGCCUAGCUGAAUAAGGUUUUCAAUAGGAAAAUUUCUGCACACCUCGGCUGAAUAAGGUUUUUCAUAGGAAAAUUUCUAUACAGCUUGGCUGAAUAAGGUUUUCUAUAGGAAAACUUCUAUUCAUCCUGGCUGAAUAAGGUUUUCCAUAGGAAAACAUCUAUUCAUCCCGGCUGAAUAAAGUUUUCCAUAGGAAAACUUCUAUUCAUCCUGGCUGAGAAAAGGUUUUCCAUAGGAAAACUUUUAUUUAUCCUGGCUGAAUAAGGUUUUCCAUAGGAAAACUUUUAUUCAUCCUGGCUGAAUAAGGUUUUCCAUAGGAAAACUUUUAUUCACCCUGGCUGAAUAAGGUUUUCCAUAGGAAAACAUCUAUUCAUCCCGGCUGAAUAAAGUUUUCCAUAGGAAAACUUCUAUUCAUCCUGGCUGAAAAAAGGUUUUCCAUAGGAAAACUUUUAUUUAUCAAGGCUGAAUAAGGUUUUCCAUAGGAAAACUUUUAUUCAUCCUGGCUGAAUAAGGUUUUCCAUAGGAAAACUUUUAUUCAUCCUGGCUGAAUACGGUUUUCCAUAGGAAAAUUUCUAUUCAGUUUGGAUGAAUAAGGUUUUCCACAGGAAAAAUUUUAUUCAGCUUGGCUGAAUAAGGUUUUCAGUCUAAAAACUUCUAUUCAGCCUGCUCGAAUGAGGUUUUCCUUCGGAAAACUUCUAUUCAGCUUGCUUGAAUAAGGAUUUUCUUCGGUUUCCUUUCUAUGGAAAAUAAGGAUUCUUCUAUUCCUCCUUGUUGAAGGCCAAAGUCAAGCCCAAAUGCCUUUAAAUACCACUGUUCCUCUAGCAUUGCAUCGUAAUUGCCAUGGGAUGAGAGGAAACAAAAUACAAUAAUAAUCAUCGUGUAUGUAUGCAUGUACUGGCGGACACAUUCCUUGAUGAAUAUCUAGCUAUCUGUAUGUGCGUGUGAGAGAGCGUGCGUGUGUUUUCGUUAAUAUCCUCUGUACAUGGUUGGCUGUCGUUUUAUUAUUUGCCAUUCAAGUAUUUCCUGUUCGAAAAGAACGAACCCCUUCGAGGGGAGUAAGGAGAGCAGCAAUAAUACAUUGCUAUGUGUAGUACCACAUUAUGCUGUUGUUGUUGCUGCUGUUAUUUUUGUGUUCUUUUUAUACAUUUUCUUUUUCUGUACGCGUGGUUCCUUUGUGAUUAAUAACUGCAUAUUUGAAGUAUGUACUAAAGAAGAGAUGAAGGCAAAAAAGAAAAUCAACAACAACAAAUAAUACCGACUCCAAAAAGAAUUACAAGCUAAAGGAUGUUGAAUGGGAGUUAUAGAGCCAAAGCAAAAGCAGACACCAAAUACAAACGAACGCACAAGAAAGUACACACUUCUAUUUGUUCUCAUCACUUACUCACUUUUUAUACUCUCUACCAUAGUAUGGAGGUUAUAUUAAGUUUGCCAUUCCAUUUGUAACUUCUUGAAAAAUUUACUUAAGAACCAAAAUAUAUAUGUCUUUGUAUAUUCGUAUAUCCGUAGAAUAUGUCCAUCUGUAUAAAUAAAACAAUUUUAGGUCAGUAGGAUUUGUGAGAAAAUGGGAAAUAUAUGGGAGCACAAAUCGCAAUUGGCAAACAGUAAUCCAUAUAGGUCCACGUUAUAAUACAGCCCUCAUAAUAGUUGAUUUUCAGAAUAAGAAAAAAAAUAAAUAAAAAUAAAUAAAUAAAAUAAAAUGUAUAAAAUCUUUAUUUAAAAUGAAAUUAAAUCCAUAUAAGUUAAUGUAUGAAGAUUAUUUCAUGCAAACGGUACAUCGCUUAAUCUUCUUUUGACAUACUCCUUCCCAAAUUUCGGCCGGUAUAUCACAAAGAAAUGCUUUCUUGCAAUGCGUCAACUUAGCUCUCCACAAUCGAAAUGGGCAUCAAUACAGCCCCCAAAAAGUCUAAAGGCUUUAAAUCGAUGGAUCUAGGCGGUCAACUGACCGGUACCGAACGUGACAUAAAAUGUUGAACGAAUUCACCUUUCCAUAAGCGAAUUGCUACGCGAGCUGUGUGGCAUGUGGCACUAUCUUGUUGAUCCCACAAAUUAGAUUUUUGGGGAAAAAAUAAAAAUCGAUAUCAUCUUAUGGUAACUUCUCGCCAAUUACCAUACGAUUCAUAAAUUGUUUAAAGAAGAACGAUCUAAUGAUGCCAAGCCUAUAAACCGCAACAAACUACUACUUUUUCUGUAUGAAUUGGUAGUUUUUAUACCCUCCAUAGUUAUUAUUAAUUUUGUCAUUCCGUUUGUAACUCCUCGAAAUACUCAUGUCAGACCCAAAAAAGUAUAUAUAUUCUUGAUCAGCGUAAAAUUCUAAGACGAUUUAGCCAUGUCCGUCUGUCUGUCUGUCUGUCCGUCUGUCUGUCUGUUGUAAUCACGCUAUCUUUCGAACAAAUUGAGAUAGAAGGCUAAAAUUUUGCACACAUGUAUAUUUUCCCAGUAGGCAGGUUAAGUUCGUAAAUGGUCCAAGUUAUCAUAUAGCCCCCAUAUAACGGUACCUCCCGAUAUUCGGUAUUUUGAUGAUUUUAGCGACAUUAUUCACCGGAAUUAUUUCAAAUUUGGCAUUUGAAGUUCGUAAUGGAUACUUCAGCCCAUGCCAGAAAAUUGUCUGUGCAGGUCCACGUCUUCGUAUAGCCCCCAUAUAACGGUACCCCCCAUAUUCGGCAUUUUGAUGAUUUUAAACAGAUUUUACUUCAAGUUUCGCAUUUAAAUAUUGUAAUAAUUUAUGACAAAAGUUGCCUAUGCAGGCCCACGUUGUCGUAUAAACAUUCGGUAUUUUUAAGAUUUUAACAGAAUUUUUAACGGGUUUUAUUUUUUGGAAAUUGCCAAAUUUGUACCAAAUGGUGGAGGGUAUUAAAAGUUAAAGAACUUACAUCUUUUUUACUUGUUCAACUUAUUGACGUACACAUUGAGCUAAAAUUGAGCUUCGUCCCCGAACACAAUUUUUUAUUGGAAAAAAUUACUAACUUUCCAAGGGCCCAUUAACAAAAAAAAUCUGCGAUACGGUAGGUGGUUUGGCUUCAAAUCCUGCUCCAGCUAUGUAUUGAAAGACUUCAUACCUUGACUAUCCCACGUAGCUGAGUAAUUGAGGCUCGAUUGCUACGAACACCAAUGAUAGACUAGCGAUAUUUCCUUCAGUUCACAAUUAACUUAAGCCUGUCAGUGUCUUAAUAUUCCACAAUGUAAAUUUGGUGCGUAAUUUAGUCAAAAUAGCCACAUCAGUGGGUCAUUUAAACUGACCAUAUUUUUAAAUUUGUUAAAAAUCACGCAUUCUGACCAUAACAUUCAAUGAAGAUGGAAUAUAUCAGUCCACUCCUUCUGGUACCUCCACCAUAAAGAGUCAAAAUUUUGAAUAUCCAUGAAGCUCAUAAUACGCGAAAUUAACAUCCUAUUCCAUUCGGACUUGGUACAUCUCAAUAUUUCCAUCAACACAAUAUCUGUUAUAAAGAUGGUAGAGAUCGGAUCAAUUCUUCUGGUACAAUUCCUCGAAAUUCGUGAAUUUUGGGUAUAAAGUGGUCGAAAAUUAAAAUCAAGAGCGAGUCAAAAACACUUUAUUUAAAAGUAUUUGUCAUUGAAUUCUAAAAAUAUGUCCCAGAAGCCAACAAUAGUCUAAAUCAAAACUAGAAACUAAAAACCAGAAAUACAUAUACAUGUAAGACACAUUUUAGGGUUAAAGCCGUACUUUGUAAGCUCUCCAAAAAAGCAUACAUUUAGAAGAAUGGUGUCAAAUACAUCAUAAAAUUUUACUAUAAGCCAUCAAAGAAAAGAAAUCUAGCGAUGUCUGUCUGUCUGGCUGGUGCGCACGAUAACUCUCGAAGACAGUAUACGAUUUUGUGCACACAUGGUAUAUCGUAAUAUUAUUAUCACAGUUAGAAUGAGUACAGGCAUCGGCAAUAUAGGUCCACUUCUUCUGGUAUAAAAAAAGAGUAAGGAAAGAGAAGAGAAAGAGUGAGGAUAAUCCGAUUUGGACAAUAUCGCUCCAAUCCAUCAGUAUCUCCUCCACAGGGUAAACAUUUUAAAUAAUUAUAACUCUCAUAAGAUGUAUGUAAUAUUAAUAAUAACUCUUAUAAAAUAUAAGAGUCCGAUCGUCUAAUUAGACACAUCAAAAUGUUUUUAUGAACCCAAGACCUCGUGUGAAGAUGGAAUAUACCGAUCCAUUACUUGUAUUACCUUCCUCAUGAAGCUCAUAAAACUCCAAAUUUUAUUAUUUCCAUCAACACAAGAUCUAUUAUAAAUAUCUUUUGGUACCUCCCCCACAAAAGGUCAAAGUUUUGAAUAACCGAAACGAUCAUAAAAUCGGAAAUAAGCAUCCGGUUCUCCUCAUAUUUCACACAUUCCAUUAUUGCUACUAACACAAGAUCUGCUGUGAAGAUGGGAUAUAUCGGUCCACUCCUUCUGGUACCUCCCUCACAAAGGGUCAACAUUUUGAAUAUCCAUGAAGCUUAUGCGAAAUUACCAUGCAAUUGCAUUUAGACUUGCGUCAUCUUACACAAGAUCUGGAGAUGAUAUAUAUCUGUAAAUCCCUUCUGGUACCUCAUCCACAAUAUAGUCCAUACCUGGCACGUCCCAAUAUUUAUAUCAUAUUUAUUUAGGUCUGAUACGACAUAGACAAUAUUGACCCAUUCCUUUUGAACCUUUCCAUAGAGGAUUAAUAAUUUGAAUAAUCAAAACAGAAGUCAAAAUAUAUUUAAGUAAUCGGACACUGGCUGAAUGUAUACAUCUGACGUUUCAACUUAUUUUACUGUUAAUUUAACACGUAUCCAAUCCGAGUCAAAAUCUACAUUUAUCCUUCAAUUUUUAGGAAAAGUGUCAAAGUAAGAAUGAUUUCAGAUCAAAUUUCAUUAUGGGUCUCCGAACAAAAGAAAUUUGUAUACUUCAUAUGUACAAUAAAAACAAGUAAGCAAAGCAAACACUACAAUGUGUUGGAACCCCCUUAUAUCCAAAUCCAUUUUGGAAGAUUUUGCUUUUGAAAUUAAGACACGAAGCACUGCCCAGAUAUUACCCUUAGCAUUUUAACAAGGGACAUUUGCCCUAUAUUUACGCACUCCGUCGUAUUUUGCGAUCAUCUCCAAAAGCAAGAGGCCCCUUUGUAUCUCCAAAUUUAGACUCUCUUGACUACGACAUUUGGCUAUAUUCGUCAACGAAAUCAGCAAAAAGAGGCAGAAGUUCGCAAUUUGUGUAUUUUGGCUAUCGCCUGUAAGUAAUGUUGUAGUGGUUCAUUCUACCCGCUGUCCUAAACUCUAACUUCAUGCGAGAUUUCAUGUCCAUUAGCAAAAUGACUGCAAAAUCAGGAACAUUUUAGUUGUUGGUCCAUUUUAACCCCUAAUAUAUAUUGCGGACAUCUUUGAAAACAAUAGACCUAGCCCUUCUGAGCCUAACCCUACCCUUUUCGUGAGGAUCGGACGAUAAUUGCAAUCUCUAUAUAAUAUCCCAAACCUGUGUUGUAAGGUGGAAAAAUUUUACAAAAUGUAUACCUUAAUAUUAUAAGUCAAAUUGAAAAAAUCGCAUGCGAUAAAAAAUAUGAAAAUAAUAAAAAAUGUCACAAAAUACUACAAAAUCUAUAUGAACAUCAUUUUUAACUUAUUUUUAUGCGAUUUAGAUUUUAUACUUUUAUAUCAAGAGGGCGUUCUGAAUUGACAAAAUUUGUCAAAAUCGGUCCAGCCAUUCUUGAGAUAUAAGUAUUCCAUCUAACAUUCCUUUCCUUUGUAUAUAAACAUUGCAUAUAUUUCGCUAUAUACAACCGAUAUAUUUACUAUCGGUAUCUACGUAACUGUCGGAAUUGAACUAAACUAAAAAUAUUCGCGGUUUAAUGGAAAUUUGACUUUUAUUUAACACAAAUGUUAUAGUAUUUUUCACCCACUAAAUAUUACCCGAUGACCAUCAAAAUUGGAAGGCUUCUGCCCAGCCCUAGCCUUAGCCCCAUGCUAAUUUCCGCGUCGAUUGGUCUAUAAUUGCGACCUGUAGAGCAACUACAAAAUCAGGUUUUUUUCAGUUUUUGGUCCAUUUCGACCCCUAAAUAUUAUGCGAUCAUCUCCAAAAGAAAUAGGGUUCUAUUCUGACCUUAACCCCACCUCAAUUCUAAAUUUCGUGAAGAUCAGGCCAUAAUUGCUACCUGUAGAGUGAUUACAAAUUAACAUGGACAGACGGACAGACGGACGGACGGACAUACAUAGCUAGAUCGACUCAGCUCGGCGAGAUAGGAAGAUCCAUAUAUAGUUUCCUAUGUGGGAAACCAAUAUUUCGAGGUGUUACAUAUUUUUUGUCCAAUCAAACAUAUUAUUUGACCUGUAAGUUAUUUUCAGCAUUUCGGUAGAAUGCAAAUGUUGGUAUUUUUUUCACAUCAAAGUAGAGGUCCAUUCUAUCCGCUGUCCGAAACUCUAACUUCAUGUUAGAUUUUUUGUCCUUUUUGUAAACUUUAUAACGGCUGCAAAAUCAGAAACAUUUUCAGUUGUUGGUCCAUUUCAAUCUCUAAAUAAAUUAAUAAAUGGUGAAAUAGGAAAUCGAUGUAUGAAGUACCAAUAUUUCGAGGUAUUGCGAAAUUUUUAUUACCCCCAACAUGGUAUAAACACUUCCUCUAAAUUUGGCAUAAAUCCGUUCUGUUUCAGAACCAAUUUCUCAUUAGAUAUAGCUAUAGUUCUCAGAUAUAUUUUUUAUCCAUAUUCCAAUUUUUAGAAAGUUGUUAAUGCACUCAAUGGCAGUGUUAUUAUAUAUAAACAAUCACAUAUAUCCCAGAGAAGAAAAAAACAUUCCAAUUUUUUUUUUGGAAAUUGGUUCAAAUUAAAAUAUAUCUACCAUCCGAUUUCAAAUGUUAGCCCAACUAAAGUCGUAAUACAGAUUUAAAAUCGAUUAUAAUCAUUAUGAUUUAUUUAACACAAACCUCAAAACCAACGUUUCAAAUAUAUAGAAUGGUAUAGAGUAUCAAAUAUUCUGCCUGUUCGACUUUUGUCCUCUCCUUAGUUAUUUACAUCUGUAUCUUCAUUUGCUAGGGCCGCCGAAGCCGUUGAUGAUUCAACAUCAAAGCAAUGUUGAGAAGUUCUCUCUGUAAUACAAUUUACAUAAUGAUAAGUACACUGAGAUGAGAUGUUGUUUGGGAGAGUUUUGUUUGUUAGUCCUUAUUGCCAGACGAGACACACGCAUUCGCACAUCCGUUUGUUGUUUUGGUGUUUGAAAAAGAAGGCAGCAGAAGAAGAAAAAACAUCCAUAAUUCCGUUACAUAUUUACCCGAAGAAAACACACUCAGACACACAAAUCCACGGAGACAGCAAUCCAUCCAACCAACCGCUCCAUAGUUGUAAGUUUUAUGUAUGUCAUUCCAAAAUGUAACGACAUUUUAAUGUGUACAAAUUAAGGCAAAUGCAGAAAAAUGUAAUAAAACAUAAAAUUAAAUAA